AGCACACGAAACCAGAAAAAGGCCAAACAGUGGGCGCCGCCCGCCGCCCGCCGCACCCACCAGAAAAACCGCUCGUUAUCGUUCCACCCCGAGACCACCCGACCGGACCCCCUUCGCCGUCUCCCCGCCGCGCUCGUCGCCGCCGGCCAGAUACAUCCAAUCCAAGAGCCGCCCGCGCGCCCCUGCUCCGACCCCAAUGGCGUGGGGGGCGCCCGCGCGGGCGCAGUCGUCGCGGGUGCAGGCCCUCUACGACCUCUGCAGGCGCACCUUCCCCUCCCCCUCCUCCGCCGCCGCCCCGGCCGCCCCUCCCCCCGCCAGCGCCGUCCGGGCCAUAUCCUCCCUCAUGGAUACUAUCAGCCCCGCGGACCUCGGGCUCAGGGACAACAGCCUCGGGGACGGCGGCGGCGGCGGCGGCGGCGGGCACGGGUUCUUCGACUCGACCUUCGUCAAGGGCGCGGCCAGGGCGGCCAGGUGGGCGCAGCCCAUCACCUACCUGCACGUCUACGAGUGCGACGCCUUCUCUAUUGGAAUAUUCUGCUUGCCAACUUCAGCCGUUAUUCCUCUCCAUGAUCAUCCAGGAAUGACUGUGCUGAGCAAAAUCCUGUAUGGUUCGAUGCAUGUGAAAUCGUAUGACUGGGUAGAGCCUACUGUUCUGGCGAGUAAUCAACAAGUGAGACUGGCCAAGUUACAUGCAGAUGAUGUUCUUACUGCUCCAUGUCCAACUACCGUUUUGUAUCCCCAAAGUGGCGGGAACCUACACUCCUUCACUUCAGUUGCCUCUUGUGCUGUUCUUGAUGUGCUUGCCCCACCAUACGCUGAGGAUGCUGGUCGAAUUUGCACCUAUUUUAAUGAUUAUCCGUUUUCUAGCUUCUCAAGUGGACGCGCAAAGACAGUCGAUAGCCCAGAUAAUUAUGCCUGGAUUGAAGCCAUAAACUCACCUGUGUACAUUAACAUGCGCCCUGGCAUGUAUACUGGCCCGACUGUACAGGACCGCCUAUCAUAACCGACGGACCAAGGAGCAUCAAGUGUGUAUCCGGGCAGCGAGGCACCAAUACAGUUCUUCCAAUGUUGUAGUGUUGUAAAUGUACCGUAACCUGUUACUUUUCUAUUUAGAUUUUGUGCUAGAUGGAUGGCUACAGUGAAUAUACAGUUAGAACUUUCUCAUGCUCCGUUCAGUGGAGGAAUCCACAUUGUGUGGCCUGAGCUUGUUGUGAUACUGUUUUUGCGCCCCCAUAGUAUAUCUGUGUUGGUCUGGUCUAAGUUUGGGUCUAGGGUAGUGAA
Molecule: messenger RNA, 1281 nt
Organism: Triticum dicoccoides
Lineage: Eukaryota; Viridiplantae; Streptophyta; Magnoliopsida; Poales; Poaceae
Product: plant cysteine oxidase 3-like
Exons: 6
Coding region: 197-1003 (268 amino acids)
Molecular function (GO): oxidoreductase activity, acting on single donors with incorporation of molecular oxygen, incorporation of two atoms of oxygen
Source: RefSeq, a predicted model, not a curated record